AUGGACCAAAGCAAUGCUCUUCUUACCUGGACUUACUUCUCUCAUGGAAAGACAGCGGAAGAGCUAAGACAGACACUUGUCUACACGACGCUAGAGCUAGAACAAACGAAGCUCGUAGCUCAAGAGGAACUAAGGAAGAGAGAUGAACAACUGAUCCAUCUCGAGGAUGUUCUAACCAAAACCCUCAAAGAAAGAGACGAAGCUGUCGAGAAAUGUCAGAAUCUCCUCUUCGACAAUCUCUUGCUUCAACAACAGAAACAGAGUCAGAAUCAGAAUCAUAUCACUCCUCCUUUAUCAGGAGCUUCAAGCAUUGACGACGAGCAGCUUCAACCACGGCAGCAGCAACAGCAACAGCAACAGCAGCAGAACCUCAACUCAAACAAGAGCUUUUCGUCUUCAGACACCGAAGAAAGCAUCAUGUCUCCAUCAGUCAUCGAUCCGGUGACGACGAUGAACCAAGCUUCUCAGGGUGAGAUAAUGGCUUCAUUGUUGCUUGAAAAGCCACUCCCUGAGAAGGGAAAUCUCUUACAAGCUGUUCUCAAGGCAGGUCCUUUGCUUCAGACACUACUCUUAGCCGGUCCUCUGCCUCAGUGGCGCCAUCCACCACCGCCACUCGAGACCUCUGAGAUCCCUCUGGUAACCGUCCCACCACCGCAGUUUCGGAGCUCAAUUGUCAACAAUGGAUGUGGGAAUUCAAACAAGAAAAGAGCAUUCUCAAGCUCAGAUGGGUCUUGUUCAGAAACUAAGUAUCAGAAAGUUUAA
Microthlaspi erraticum is the source of this 762-nucleotide messenger RNA. The record is from the annotation of a GenBank genome assembly. NCBI's taxonomy places the organism in Eukaryota, Viridiplantae, Streptophyta, Magnoliopsida, Brassicales, Brassicaceae.